Messenger RNA from Cotesia glomerata, 1068 nucleotides. It is a transcript of the gene Pex14, whose product is annotated as peroxisomal membrane protein PEX14. Gene Ontology annotation, biological process: protein import into peroxisome matrix, docking. Lineage: Eukaryota; Metazoa; Arthropoda; Insecta; Hymenoptera; Braconidae. Gene Ontology annotation, cellular component: peroxisomal membrane; peroxisomal importomer complex. Bases 286 to 1068 code for a protein of 260 amino acids. Gene Ontology annotation, molecular function: signaling receptor binding. The record is from RefSeq and is a predicted model, not a curated record. The transcript is spliced from 3 exons.
CUCACCAGUUAGCGUGACAGUCUAGCCGCCCGAACCUUCCCGAUGGAUUUUGAACUAUACGCAUGUACUAUGAACAACUUAGGUUACGUUAUUGCAUAGAUUAUCACAAUAAAAUGCACGUACAGUGAUACAGUAAAUAACAAUGGCAUAUAAGUGACCGAGAGUAAACAAUUAAUGCAUAAUUUAAACAUAAUAAUAUACAUAAAUAUAUAUUGAUAACAAAUAAGACUUCAGUUAAAGUUAACCUUAGCUUAUUGUGUAUAUAUUUUAUUUAAUAUUUAAAAAAUGGCAGAGUACAAUGACAGUAAUAAUUUCAAUAGUAAUUCUUUACGCGAAAAUUUGAUAAGUACAGCGGUCAAGUUUCUUCAAAACCCGAAAGUCAUAUCGAGUUCAUCAGAUAAAAAAUAUCAAUUUCUUUUGAACAAAGGGUUGACAGAUGAUGAAAUUAAAAAAGCAUUUAGUCUUGCAUCAAUAGUACUUCCAAUCGAUGAUAAAAAUGGAUUUAGUGCUGUAUCUAUUCCUUCCUAUAAUAAUAAUAACAGCAGUAUCGUUGAUAACAAUUCUGUACAUAAUAAUAAUGUAGUGCAAACUCAGCCAAAGUGGAUUUAUGCCGUUAAAGAUUUUAUUAAUAUUACCGCCUUUAUCGGCACUACUUUAUAUUGCUUACACUGGGCUAACAAGAAAUUUAUUGAGCCAUUUAUAUUCAAAAGUAAAAAAUCUCCAAUCAAGCCUGUGGAUAAAAAUGAAGAAUUAUUAAAAGACGUGAAAGAGAUGAAAAAAUCAAUGGCUAACCUUGAAGAAAAAGUUGACAGAAUAACGUGCAAUGAUAUGUCAGACCCUUCAGUACCGCGUUUAGUUCAAGAAUUAAAAAAUGAUGUAGCUAGUUUAAAAGGUUUACUCUUGUCUCGUAAACAAUUUCCAAGCGCACCACCCUCGAUUCCAAGCUGGCAAUUAGAUGACACAUCUAAUCAAAAUCGAGAAAAAACUACCGAAGAUGAUGCAGCCAGCGGGAGUAGUGCUAAUAAUUCCGAUAGCUCGUUAGAAAUGAUUCGAGAGGAUCCUAAAUAA